UGCCACUGGAAUGAAAGAUCCCUGCAAAGAUGGAUUUUUCCCCCCGGCUGUUUGCUGUUGUACUCUUAGCUCCUGGUACAGCCUGGACCAUAGCAAGUAUUCAAUAAAGACUUGUUGAAUGAAUGCAUGGACCGGCUCCAAGAAAAGAGGCUCCUGACAUUGAACCCAGGUGACUCACCUAGGGGCUGUGUACUCUCAGAUUUUGCCUCUGUGAGGGGAAUGCAGCCUCAAGGUGCCAUCUUUGUGGCCCUUCCCCACCUGGGGCCCAUCCUGGUCUCGCUGCUCACUCGUCAUCGGAUGAUCCGUUGGUAUGACAUUCCAAAGAAGCCGCCCUGGUGCCCACCUCACAAAGUCUUGUUGGCAGGGUGGAUAACCAUCUACUUUGUCAUGGGCUAUGCCUCCUACCUGGUAUGGAAGGACCUGGGAGGGGGCUUUGGGCGGCCCCUGGCCCUGCCUCUCGGCCUCUAUGCUGUGCAGCUCGCCGUCAGCUGGGCUGUCCUGAUCUUCUUCUUUGCAGCCCACGCCCAUGGUCUGGCCCUGCUGCACAUGCUGCUGCUCUACGGGCUGGUGGUAAGCACAGCCCUGAUCUGGCAUCCCAUCAACAAGCUGGCUGCCGUGCUCCUGUUGCCUUACCUGGCCUGGCUCACCGUGACCGCUUCUAUCGCCUACCACCUGUGGAGGGACAGCCUCUGUCCGAACCACCACCAGCCUCUGCCCAUGGGAGAGAAGAGGGACUGAGGCCCCAGGGACAGGAGAGGAGGGAGGAUGGCAAGGUAGGGGUAGAAGAGAACGCCAGUGGGGGCAUGGGACUACUGGGGGGAGAGGGAAAGGGGGAGGGGGGACCAGGGAUUGAUGAAUCCCUGAAGAUGACUCGGCCCAAUGUGGUCACUGUCCUAGGUCCCCUGGUGCCAAUUUCCAUUCGAUUUCAGAAACAGGAAAGGGAAGGGGAAACUUAUUUUAUACUUAAUAUAAAUUAAUAAAACCCUUUACUAACUUUAAA
Canis lupus familiaris (dog) is the source of this 1000-nucleotide messenger RNA. RefSeq names its product translocator protein 2 (gene TSPO2). The coding region runs from base 127 to 738 and encodes 203 amino acids. The transcript has 4 exons. Gene Ontology annotation, cellular component: membrane; endoplasmic reticulum. Gene Ontology annotation, molecular function: cholesterol binding. The record is from RefSeq and is a predicted model, not a curated record. NCBI's taxonomy places the organism in Eukaryota, Metazoa, Chordata, Mammalia, Carnivora, Canidae.